Molecule: messenger RNA, 1314 nt
Organism: Pseudovirgaria hyperparasitica
Lineage: Eukaryota; Fungi; Ascomycota; Dothideomycetes; Acrospermales; Acrospermaceae
Product: Zn-dependent exopeptidase
Exons: 2
Coding region: 1-1314 (437 amino acids)
Molecular function (GO): hydrolase activity
Source: RefSeq, a predicted model, not a curated record
AUGAAGGGUACAUGGUUGUUAAGCUCCCUGGUGGGCAUCUCCCCAGUCCUUGGAAGAUUGUCUUCGCUAGAUGAGCACCAAUUACUCCCAUAUCAUGAGGUCAGCCACGAAGCUCAAGCUGCCCAGGUACCUGUGAACGAGCUUCACAAAUCUAACGCACAUAUCCCAUUGCUUGACACAGCUUUCCGCGAGAAACUGUUAGACCUGCACAAGCAUCUUGUCGAGAUUGAGUCUGUGUCUGGGAACGAGCUGAUGGUCGGAAAAUGGUUAUGGAGAUAUCUCAUCAACAAUGGCUUCUCGGUCGAGAGACAGGAGGUUGAGAAGGAUCGAUAUAAUAUUUACGCAUGGGGUGGAAACGAGGAUGAGAAGGACGAUGUAGAGGUGAUCUUGACAAGCCAUAUCGAUACGGUCCCACCAUUCAUCCCAUACAGCAUUAUCGACAACGGUACAUCGAUUGCUGGUCGAGGAUCUGUCGAUGCGAAGGGUAGUGUUGCUACUCAGAUCACCGCCGUAUUGUCCCUCCUUGCAGAAGACAGUAUCCCACGUUCCAAGAUCGGCCUGCUCUACGUGGUCGGGGAAGAAGUCAACGCAGCUGGGAUGAGAUUUUUUUCGUCUUCUCCAUUGAAUAAGAAAAAUUACACUGCCGUAAUAUUUGGAGAACCAACUGAGGAGAAGCUUUGCAGUGGUCAUAAGGGUAACUUCAGGCUCGUAAUCGACGUACAAGGAAGAGCUGCCCAUAGCGGCUACCCCUGGCUUGGACUCAGUGCCAAUGAUGUGCUCGUUGAGGCGCUCAGCAUCAUCAAGGGGCUAGAGUCUGGUCAAGGAGACGGUCUGCCAUGGGAUGAGGACAUGGGAAACACAACGGUAAAUAUUGGAAAGGUGGAAGGAGGUGUUGCUGCGAACGUUGUGGCAGAACAUGCAACAGCUGAACUACUCUUUCGCGUUGCAGCUUCUACGCCUGAGAAGAUUGCAGCUAGUGUUGAGCAUGCCCUCAAGGAUGUGAUCAAAUAUACUAGAAGUAACGGCGGAAACUUUACUCUCGACACCAGUGGGAAAGGCUCCAUCCCGGUACACUUGGAUUGCGACAUCGAUGGCUUUGAGUGUUUUGGAGUCAAUUACGGCACAGACAUUCCUCACAUGGAGCUGAGUCAGCAGACCAAGAGAUAUCUCUAUGGACCUGGCAGCAUUUUCGUCGCCCAUGCAGCGAACGAGGCGGUCAAGAUCAAGGAUCUUGAACAGGCCGUAUUGGAUUACAAGCAGAUCCUAUAUGGCAUUUUCGACAAAGAGCAGAUGAAAGGCAGGCUCGAGUUGUAA